Molecule: messenger RNA, 2646 nt
Organism: Schizosaccharomyces cryophilus OY26
Lineage: Eukaryota; Fungi; Ascomycota; Schizosaccharomycetes; Schizosaccharomycetales; Schizosaccharomycetaceae
Product: SNARE Tgl1
Exons: 3
Coding region: 160-834 (224 amino acids)
Biological process (GO): Golgi vesicle transport
Cellular component (GO): membrane
Source: RefSeq, a predicted model, not a curated record
CAAACUGACUUAUUUAAACAAACACUAAGGGCAAAAACCUCCCCGGCUCUAUGGGAUUUUCCUUUUCGUAAUAUUUACAAGCAAUACUACAAUUAUUAUAUCUUUAUCAAGAGUACCGUUUGUUCAUAAAAGGUUUGGCUUUACUUGCAUCUGGGCAGAAUGGAAGACCCUUUCUAUGAAGUGAAAGCCGAUGCUUUGGCUCAAAUGGAAAAUGUCCGUAAACUAUUUGAAUCUUUCAUGAAGAGUCGAAAUGCAGGGAUUCCAGCACUUAACACGGAGCUUUCGUUUGCAAUUGAAGAGCUGAAUGAAACUUUAGAAGACUUGAAAGGAGCUAUUGAGAUUGCAAUGAGUAAUUCUGAACGAUACGGUUUGGAUGAACAAGAAUUGAAAGCGAGAAGAAAGUUUAUUACAGACCUCGACGUCGAAUUAAACAACUUAACUCUACAAAUGAAUGCCGCUCCAAGCACUGAUAUUGAGCCUGGACCAAAUAGCACAGAUAUGGCGAAAACAGCAUUGACUGAAGACGACCGCCACUCUCGAAGACAGGUGCAGCAACAAUUAUAUCAACAACAGGAUGUUAUGCUGGACGGUGUUUAUGAUACUGUUGGUAAUAUACGGAGUCUAGCUCAAUUGAUGGGUCAAGAAUUAGGAGAACAAUCAAACCUGAUAGACACAUUGGAUCACACUAUAGAAAAUACUAAUCAUAAACUGCGUCGAGGAAUGAAAAGGUUAAAGAAUUUUACAGUUGCCAGUGCCGAUUCAAAGUCAGGUUGUUGCAUUACUGUUUUGAUCUUUAUAUUAAUAGUUUUACUUGUACUCAUUGUUCUUCUGUAAACGGUUUUACGUGCAAUGACCCUUAUGAUAAUCAAGCAUACAUGGAUUCACGCUACAUGUAUUUUAUCCAACAGUGUCGCUUAAACGGAAUUUGAAACCCAUGAGAUUAAUCUAUCCCCAUUGUUUGUAACUCUAUUUUUUGGAUUUUUUAGAGGGUGGCUCUUGAUCUGUAAAGGUUAGUAAAAAUACCAAAACUACUUGAUAUGAUAUGACAUGACUAGACUUACUAUCUCCUUGUGCGGCCUCAUCUUCUCCCUCUCCUUCAUCAUCAUCAUCAUCUUCUUCUUCUAAAUCCACUGAACCUUCUUCAUCGCUAGCUUCCUCGGUCAUGGCUUCAGUGAAGUACUUGACAGCAUUGGGAAACAAAUCUUCAGCCAAAAAGAUGGUGAGAGAAGCACCGUCAAAAUCAUCGUCAUGUUCUUCACCAGUCCAACGGAAAUAGUCAAAGAAAUUUGGAGGGCUAUCUUGGUUCUUGCGGAAAAGGCUCUUUCCAGACUUCCACUUGAUGUCGACAGGCUUUGAAACAAGAGAGGUGUUGGUUUUUUCCAAACCCUCUUCGUCCUUCGUGGUGCUUUCUUUCACUCGAACUUCCUUAACCAAACUAAGGUUAUCAUCCUCCAAAUAAUCGUUAGGUUGGAAAGUCAAGGUGAUGCGGACAUCACGAGGAUCUUCCUUAUUGUAUCUUUCGACAUAGAUGUUUUCCAACUUUUCCAAGAGGAUGCUGUCUUCAGGAGUGAUGUAUUGGCCUAAGCAAGGGUUAGCAACGGUUUACAAAACAAACCGACUCCAACGAACAUACUGAUUUCAUCACCUGCAGCUUCAAGAACAACCACCCAGAAGUUGCGAAUGUUUUUCAAGAUAUCACGACGUUUCUCGAAAAGAGGCUUGAACAUUUCAUUCUGCUUCUUUACUGUAAAACCGGUUAGAAAUAUAUAAUUGAGCUUUAUGUAUUGUUAUGACAAGCAACCUACAGAUUUCGAGUUCAGCCUUUCCGAAAUCUUGUUCAAGAUUAGCAAGGCUCUCAAAGGCUUCUGCAGCAUCCAUGUUUUAUUGAAUAGUUAAUUUGGCACAAAGUUGGAAUUUUCUAAAUGUCCUGCUGGCAUUCUUUCGAUAUUUCGUGUAUUACCCUUACUAUGAAGUGAAAAUUGGUUUGUUUACGCUGAGUAUAUUUUACAUUUGCUGUUUAUUAUGAGCAUUGGAACUCUUAUUUAGAUGUAGGUCUAUUUGAGCUUACUCCGCUUCUUUUUUGAAAUCCGUUAGUCCGUUUCUUCUGCUGCGCCGGCGUAGUAACACGAAACGUAUUAUAAUGGUUAGUAUCAUCAUUCUGACAUGCAUAUGUUUGUUUCCACUCCUACAUGACUACUAGUUUCAGUGGAUAACAUAUCAAGAAUCCUGUGCCAAAAGUUGUAUAGCUAGAUUCAGGGAAAAUGAAAUAAAUGCAGCCUGCCAGCCCUCACCAGUCAGGUGUUGCUCAUAAUUUCGGUUGAUGAUAAUUACGUUUUUUUUUAUGAUGGGAUGAAUUCAAGAUAUGAAAUUAAUUGAGAUCAGCAUGCUAAAACAACUUACGAACAUUUUCAACUAGUCUAUUUUCGCCUAAACCCCGACUUUGCUUGAGAGCUUUUUUCUUUGGAUUGGUCUAUUUAAAUUGGUAUUUAUUACAUAUUCAAAAUGCUUUAGUAUUCUAGGUCAUUAGUUACGAGUUUUGAUCCUUCAUUAAAAAUGUCAAUCUGUCUUUAAGGGGAGGAAGAGUUACUGAAAUUUUAUAGCAUAUACAUAUUUUUUUUAGAAAUAUCUAUGAAAACUACUAGGAAG